AUGUCUACUGAGCUUUGCCCCGUUUAUGCGCCCUUCUUUGGCGCCAUGGGUUGCACCUGUGCCAUUGUCUUCACCUGCCUGGGUGCCUCGUACGGUACCGCCAAGUCUGGUGUUGGUAUUGCCGCCAUGGGUGUUCUCCGCCCUGACCUUAUCGUCAAGAACAUUGUUCCCGUUAUUAUGGCUGGUAUCAUUGGUAUCUACGGCCUGGUCGUUUCCGUCCUCAUUUCCGAUGGCUUGACGCAGAAGCUUCCCCUCUACACUGGUUUCAUCCAGCUCGGUGCUGGUCUCUCUGUCGGUCUCGCUGGUCUUGCUGCUGGUUUCGCCAUUGGUAUCGUCGGUGAUGCCGGUGUCCGCGUCCUCGGUCUAUACGGUCUCAUUGUUGCCCUGCUCAUGAACUCCAAGGCAACCACGGACGUCAGCUGUUAA
This is a messenger RNA of Akanthomyces muscarius, 426 nucleotides long. RefSeq lists its product as uncharacterized. The transcript is spliced from 6 exons. The record is from RefSeq and is a predicted model, not a curated record. Lineage: Eukaryota; Fungi; Ascomycota; Sordariomycetes; Hypocreales; Cordycipitaceae. The coding region runs from base 1 to 426 and encodes 141 amino acids. Gene Ontology annotation, cellular component: proton-transporting V-type ATPase, V0 domain. Gene Ontology annotation, molecular function: proton-transporting ATPase activity, rotational mechanism. Gene Ontology annotation, biological process: proton transmembrane transport.